AUAUAAUUAAAUAAAGUUAAAUAAAAUAAAUAUUGGUCCCAAAGUAGUGGAGCAAAAUUAUAUAACUUUAACUUAAACAGCGAUUAGGAAUAUGUUGAAAAUACAAAAGUCACACUAAUGCAAAGUUGUGUGUGUGCAUGUAGAGAGAUGAAAUUAAGAGGAUCGUGGAAAGAUAGAACGCGCUCUCUUAUUCUCUAUUGUAUUCUAUUCUCUGUCGUUGUUGGUCUCAAAUGCAUGUUGUAGAGUAAUAUUUUUUAUUCGGUUGCUGAUAACGAGAGAGUGCGGUUCUAUCGGUUGCCUAAAUAAAAUAAUUAUUGAACAGUAAGAACAAUAAAAGGGUAUACCAAGUGGUGAAAUAAUUGAAUUAUACAAAUAAGAAUAAUUAAAAAAAUAAAAGUUCAUAUAUGUAUUUAUUGAAAACAAGUGCAAAUAAGUUUUACGAAAUACAUAUAUAUAUGUAUAUGGCUCUCUUGAAUUUUUGUUCAAGAGCAAGAGAGCGGAUGCAUACGGCGAUAAUAAAAAAUAUCGGAGUGUUUUGUCAUCCUGGUGUUUUUGGUACGAGCAAAAAAACACCCGGGUGCCUGCUGCGCAAUAACCAACACUAGAAUAUUCUAGUGUUUUUGCUUUAUAAAGGCGGAUUCAGAUUUCAUAAACAAUCCGAUUCAAUUUCACAGAAUCACUCAGUCAGAAUGCACGCAACUGUCAUUUCCGGUUUUCGGGAUAGUUUAUCUGCUGUUCCUGUUCCUGGGACAUCUUUCGGCCCAAAUUACCGUGGGUUCAAGCACGUUCAAUCCUGAUCCGACAACCAGACAACCCCGACAAUCCUACGAUGACCGCCCGCUGCGCAAUCGUCUCUUUGGGGAACCAGUUCCAAAGUCCACUUAGUCUUCACUCUCGAUACGGUUAUCUAGAAGCUGUAAAAAACUGGGUUUAAAGUGCAUUUACCAAGCCUUUGAGAUUGCAUUUAAAUAUAUAAGAAUGAACGUAACGAGAUAUGUAUAUGUAUAAUCAAGGUCAAUGCACAACAUAUAUAAAUUACAUAUAUAAUUUAACAUUUUAAAUGAAACAAUAAUAUGAAAUGUAAGAUGUCUUUUUGCUUUGAGUGCAUUGUGUAUAUGUAAGGCGCCUUUAAAGUCGCGAGCCAACUGUUUGUUUACUGAGUCCAGUUUCUCGGAGUCGCCAUGAUCACACGCAUCGCCUUUUAUAUUCUCCCUGUCUUGGUUCUUUGGAGCCUGAUAGAGAUUGAGGGUCUUCCUAGCGCCGGGGACGUGGAGCAUUCCCGGAAGAACCAACUCCUCCAGGACGAACUGUUCAUCAACUGCUGUCGCAUCCUCAGGAGGAGUGAUCCCAGCGACAAUUGCCUGUCUUGUGAGGAGCAAUUCAGACCCAUGGAACCAGUCACCGAGGCGUCGCGCGAUGUGCCCAAAACACCACUGGGAGUUCCGUGUUCUCUGACCCAUAGAGGAUGCUAUGCGGAACCAAAUGGCUCCGGUGGCGGUAAAAAAUAAUCUUGAAUCUAAUUUUCACCAUAACAUAUUUCGCAUUGCGUGUUAUUUACUUCAAUUUAUACAAGGUCCAUAAUAAACAAAAAUGAAAUAAAGCACAAAAAAUUUAAAUUAA
Drosophila sechellia is the source of this 1620-nucleotide messenger RNA. RefSeq lists its product as uncharacterized. The record is from RefSeq and is a predicted model, not a curated record. NCBI's taxonomy places the organism in Eukaryota, Metazoa, Arthropoda, Insecta, Diptera, Drosophilidae. The transcript has 2 exons. Bases 1182 to 1508 code for a protein of 108 amino acids.